Messenger RNA from Gigantopelta aegis, 2931 nucleotides. RefSeq names its product M-phase inducer phosphatase-like. The transcript has 10 exons. The coding region runs from base 1 to 1098 and encodes 365 amino acids. Gene Ontology annotation, cellular component: nucleus; cytoplasm. The record is from RefSeq and is a predicted model, not a curated record. NCBI's taxonomy places the organism in Eukaryota, Metazoa, Mollusca, Gastropoda, Neomphalida, Peltospiridae. Gene Ontology annotation, molecular function: protein tyrosine phosphatase activity. Gene Ontology annotation, biological process: protein dephosphorylation; positive regulation of G2/M transition of mitotic cell cycle; positive regulation of G2/MI transition of meiotic cell cycle.
AUGUCCAUUAACAUAACUGCGGCAUUCAAUGCCGUUUCCACAGGCGUGACAAACAGGAAAUUAACGGGAGGUCUUACGAUCAGUAUGUUGCCGGACUUUGACGACUGUGAUAUGGACGCCGGACAGAUCUUCCUGCUCAACAGUCCUGGCUCCUCCACUUCCGGUUACUUCUCCACUGACGACGAGGCUUUUCCGUCCACCGCCGAUAACAAAUUGCAGGAAGAGAUGGAUGUGGACCUUACCCCCCUUGACUGUGUGGAGGGCGACUGGCACGAGACUCUACAGAAACGACUGAGUGAUAAUUUCUGUAUCCGGACUCCCCUUAGACGAAGCGGGUCGCUGGAUAUCCGGAAAAAACUCUUCCAGUCGCAGAGCAAGAUCCCCUUUCCUUGCAUCGCAAAACCAAAACGAGGCUGCGCGCUGAAACGACCGCUAAACUACAGCCCGGAGCCAAAGACUGAACGAUCGUCCUCCGUCUUGAGAGCAGAGAGUAGGAUAAAGGAGGCUGUUGAGACGCUCACCUCGUCCGAGAUGAUCGCAGACGGAAGCAAAGGUUACGCCUUAUCCACAAUACCAGGGAAACAUAAAGACUUAAAAAGUAUUUCAUCCCAAACUCUGUCAAACUUGUUGUCUGGCCACUACGACAACGACGUUGAUGAGUACGCCAUUGUUGAUUGUCGAUAUCCAUACGAGUACAUCGGAGGUCAUAUUCAAAGUGCUGUUAACUUGUUUACAUUUGAUGACGUCAGUGCACUUCUGGAGAAAGCCAAUCAGAAGCGAUGUGACAAACGUCGAAUCAUCAUCUUCCACUGCGAGUUUUCCUCCCACAGAGCGCCUCGCAUAAUGCGACAUCUCCGUAGUCUGGAUCGAGCUCGGAACAGUGACCGCUAUCCUCAGCUUUUCUUUCCAGAAAUAUAUCUCUUGGAAGGGGGCUACAAUGUCUUUUAUGAAGAAGCAGAGGAAUUAUGUGAGCCCCGGAUGUAUACCCCCAUGCUGCACAAAGAUCAUUCGUCAGAUUUACGUCACUUCCGCCAGAAAGCGAAAUCGUGGACUGCUGGUGAAAAGAAAAAGACCCUGAUGAGAUCUUUACGUUAUUGAAAUGAACUCUUCUACCACUUAUCAUGACGUCAUUGAGAUUGUGCUAGCAAAAAACCCCCAAAAAAAUCCCCAAAACAACCCGGCAACAUGUUAAAGUCAAAUUUGUAUCCCUUUUGGAUAAACAUAUUGGUUACUUAAUCACGACAGAUUGAUCUGUCAUGCAAAACAACGGUGUCUGACUAUUGUAUCUUUAAAAUGUUAUAUUCUACACCUGGUAUAAUAACUUUUGUUGCAUGUUUAUAUAUGUAAUAAUAUUAAUAUUAUACGACUUAGCCACAGUUAAAGAUGCAAUCACCGUAACAUUACCCCAAGUUAAAUUAUUCUAAAUGAACAUAUUACCCCAAGUUAAAUUAUUCUAAAUGAACAUAGUUUAUUAUUUAAUUGGGGAGACAGAUAUUUCUGUCGAUGAUCAUAGUGCAUAUAAGUUAUUAAAAGCUAGUGCUUGCUGUACAUAUGUGUAGAUAUACAUGUAAAUAAGCAGGGACGUAUUUAUUCUGCCAUGUACAGUACUGUGUUUUAUAUAUAAUGUACAGGAACCGGUGUACAGUCUGGUCGUGUUGGUUGAACGGUAUUUUAUAUUUAAUUUUAAGAAUGCGUGGGAAAGAAGUCGAACAUCAAGUGAAAAUACAUUCUGUAUGUGUAUGUCGUGCUGGUUUGGUGCAACUAAAUGUCAUCUGAGCGGUAGAAGUAAAAUCAAAGUGUGAAUAUAUUUUUACUCGUGAUUAGUUGCAUCAGGCCUCUGAGAAUUGAAAAUAUGUGUGACCCAUUUAUCGGUUACGCAGAAAUAAAUCCAGGUAACCCAUUUAUCGGUUACGCAGAAAUAAAUCCAGAUAACCCAUUUCCUUUUUGCUGAACCCGUUAUAAAGUAAAUGGUGCUCCAAAUUUCGCGUGAACAAAAGAUGGGUUAUGCAACCUUAGAUUCGCGAGAACGAAAAUAUCGUUCGCGCAAUUUUCAGAGGCCUAUGCAUGGACUUGGAAAACAAAAAUGUGUCACGGUUAAAAGACAUUUGGGAAAGUCUUGUGGCGAAGGUUGAAUGUUUUAUUACGGGAAUGGACUUCAUGGUUACGUGUAUAUUAGGUUUAGCGUUUAGCAUUGUUUUUCAAAAACUAUAUAACCGCUUUAAUACAAACAAUAACGCUUACGGUGAAGGUUGAGUGAUAAACAUGCUCGGAUAGACAUUGGUGAUGGAGAUUUUGUUGGAAGUUAAUUGUUCAUCUCUGUAUCCCAGUAAGCAGUUCCUGCAAUAAUGAUAAGUAUGAACUCGUAUAAUUAAUAUACAUGUAUACGUAUUUUUACAGUAUGCUGACUCAAUAAAAUGUGACUUUUUCCGUCAAUUAAACAGGCCGAUACGGAAGUAUUUCUAUAUGAAUACUUCCAGUGUAAGUUGAUGAAAUAAUGACACGUGUGAACUAAUCUAAUAAAGAUAUCUAUUUUUUUUUUACAGUAUGCUAACUCGAUAAAAUGUGACAUUUUUCGUCAUUUAAACAGGCCGAUACGGAAGUAUUUCUACAUAGAUACUUCUAGUGUAAGUUGAUGAUGGGAUAUCUGUAUGGAAGACAUUAAACUGCCAAGCAUUAUAUGCUGUCCAUGAGUUUACAAAAUGGUGAAAACCAAACCAGUGACACACCGUUUCCUAUCGGUAUAUAGAUGGGGUUUUUUUUAUUGACGAGAGGAUGAUACGCAUGAACUGAUUUUAAAAGAUUUUAAAACUUUAUUUUAAUGACUGAGUGUUCAACACAAAUUCCAGGCCAGUAAUUAUACGUGAAAAUAAAAUUGUUUCAUACUUGUAAUAGUUAUUACCUAUUGGUUUGUAUAUAGUGUACAUGAGUACC